AUGGCCAAAGAAGGAACAACGGCUCCAAAAGAUACAGCAAUACUGUCAGCAAGGAAACUACCCCACGGAGGGAUACUUUAUGAACUUAAUGCACCCAUAUCUGUGGAAUGGCUCAACAUCCCAACCAAUAGAAGUACUUUCCUUAAUCAUUUCGACGCUAACACUAUCAUCAAAGACAGAGCAUACCACCUAUUAAUCGAGAAUGUCCCAAUAUCCUUCGACCCAAACUCAAAGGCAGCCAUAGCGGAAAUAGAAAUCAAGGGCGGACUGCAAACGAACUCAAUCUCCAAGACACGAUACAUCAAACCAGUAGCAAGACAAAGCCCGACUCAAAGAACAGCACACAUCGCGCUCACUCUCAACUCCAAGAUAGCUGCAAACCAGAUCAUUAGAUUCGGACUAUCUAUUGAGGAAAGAAAGUGUAUGGAAGGAAACUGCUAA
Messenger RNA from Suillus discolor, 441 nucleotides. RefSeq lists its product as uncharacterized. The record is from RefSeq and is a predicted model, not a curated record. The transcript has a single exon. The coding region runs from base 1 to 441 and encodes 146 amino acids. Lineage: Eukaryota; Fungi; Basidiomycota; Agaricomycetes; Boletales; Suillaceae.